AUGGUCAUCUCUACUUUUAGACACAAAGAUCGCAUCUUUUUCACUUGGAAUAAAUCUCCCAACAUACUUCAAACGCAUCUAGAAUCGUUACAAAAACAACAUCCCAGUGUUAAGUUUCGACUAUCCAUUGGUCCAAAUGUCCAUUAUUGGAAUGCUUACAUUGAAAAUCGAAGGGGUGAACUCUACACUCGAGUCUAUCACGAUCCGACAGCCCUACGUUACACAAUGUCCUACGUCGUUGGCCAUUCCAAGGUGCAACAUAGUGAAUGGCUUCGAUCAGCACUUCUUCGAGCUGACUUAUCUUGCCAAUGGCUACUCAUUUUACUUUGUGGAAAGUCAUGUGCAGAAUUUCUUCGACUAUUUCGAGGAUGA
Adineta ricciae is the source of this 372-nucleotide messenger RNA. The record is from the annotation of a GenBank genome assembly. NCBI's taxonomy places the organism in Eukaryota, Metazoa, Rotifera, Eurotatoria, Adinetida, Adinetidae.